Messenger RNA from Cladophialophora yegresii CBS 114405, 567 nucleotides. RefSeq lists its product as uncharacterized. The record is from RefSeq and is a predicted model, not a curated record. Lineage: Eukaryota; Fungi; Ascomycota; Eurotiomycetes; Chaetothyriales; Herpotrichiellaceae. The transcript has a single exon. Bases 1 to 567 code for a protein of 188 amino acids.
AUGGCUCAGACUGGGUCAAUCCUCGAACAGGGCGUGCCUCUAGGCCGAACAACUGUCCCCCAGGCCAAUGGUCUACCUCCCAGCGAAGACGAAGAUGCUGCCAAACUAUCUGCUUGGGCAGAUAAGUACCGUGGUGCAACAGUCGCCGACCUAGAUCUUCCUCCCGCGUUGUCUACAUCUCCAAACACAUCACUCGCCGAUGCCAUGCUAUCAGCCUCCUCCCACGACUAUUCUCACCUGACCGUCCUUUCUGACAAUACAAGGUCCCUGUUGGGCUACCUAUCAGUCUCCAGGCUUAAGCAGCUGUUUGAGUCAGGCCAAUUACAACCUUCAGAUCACGUCUCCAAAGCCAUGGUCAAAUUCCAGCGGGGAGGAGAUAGGAAAUACCAGAUCAUUACAAUGGAGACUGAAUUAUUCGAGUUGGAAGGGUUCUUUGAGAACAUCGGACCAUUUGCAACAGGUGCCAGACAGGACUUCGCCGUAGUCACAGAUGGUGGCAGAAAGUUUGUGCUCGGCGUCGUCACCAGAAGCGAUUUGGAGGAAUUCGUCAAAAGAAGACCCGCCUAA